AUGUUCUCUCUGCAGAGGUUACCGCUCAUUUGUGCAGUUGUCUGCGCUUCUCUGCUGAUCAUCUCACCGGUCGCACACUCACAGUCGCCCAAAACCAGUGUCGAAGAGGAAGUGUACGGCGUAAAGUACGCGUCAGACUGUGAAGUCUGCAAACUGCUGGUCACCGAACUGGAGAAUAAGCUGCAGGACACGGGCAAAUCGCAUGAUGUAAUCGAGACUGGGUACACCUUUGACAGUGACAAGCGCUCCAAGAAGAAGUACUCCAUUUCUGAACUGCGACUGAUUGAAUCAAUGGAGGCCGUUUGCGAUGAGCUUCUCAGUUACAACGUCCACAAGGAACGCACUGACAGUACCCGUUUUGCCAAGGGAAUGAGCACCACCUUCAAGACGCUGCACGGUCUAGUCGAUAAGGGCGUCAAAGUGGAUCUGGGCAUUCCACAGGAGCUCUGGGACAAACCCUCUGCAGAGGUGUCCUUUCUGAAGACACAGUGCGAAAAGAUGAUUGAACAGCACGAAUCGGCUAUUGAAGAGUGGUACUUUAAUCACCAGGAGGAGCAGAAUCUAGGCAAGUACCUUUGUGAGGAUCGUGUUCUGAGAAAAGGAGAUGCAGGCUGUCUGCUGGAAAAGCUGGGUACUCAGCCAAUUGAAAAAGAAACCAACAAGAAAAAGACUGAACUUUGA
Rhagoletis zephyria (snowberry fruit fly) is the source of this 681-nucleotide messenger RNA. Lineage: Eukaryota; Metazoa; Arthropoda; Insecta; Diptera; Tephritidae. The record is from RefSeq and is a predicted model, not a curated record.